This is a messenger RNA of Lepisosteus oculatus (spotted gar), 609 nucleotides long. The record is from RefSeq and is a predicted model, not a curated record. NCBI's taxonomy places the organism in Eukaryota, Metazoa, Chordata, Actinopteri, Semionotiformes, Lepisosteidae.
ACCUCAUUCAGCAGAGCAUGCUGGGAGAGGGGCUUCAGGCGGAGCUGCAGGACGAGGCGGGGCUCGAGGGGAGACAGGCGGCCGGGCCGCCGGUGGACCUGCGGCAGACCACGCGCGUGGCUCUCAUCGGGUUCUGUUUCCACGCCAACUUUAACUACCGCUGGCUGGGCGCCCUGGAGAGGGCGCUGCCGGGGGGCGGGGCUGGCAGGGUGGCGGUGAAAGUCGCCGUCGACCAGAUCGUGGCGGCGCCUGUAACCAUCAGCGUGUUUUACACCGGGCUCAGUGUGCUGGAGGGGAAAGAUGACCCGUUUGAAGAUCUCAGACAGAAGUUCUGGACCUCCUACACGGCUGGACUGCUAUACUGGUCUUCAGUGCAGUAUGGAAGAAGAAAAUGAGGACCAAGACAAGAACCGUCCUGUGUCCAGCUCUGGGUCCAACUCAGUGUCCAGUCCAGUGUUCAUCCAGGUGCCCACCCUAGUUUCCAGUGCCGUGCCCAGAGGCCGUGAUGAGCCUCCAGGAUCUGUGAUGAGCCUCCAGGAUCUGUGAUGAACCUCCAGGACUGUGAUGAGCCUCCAGGAUCUGUGAUGAACCUCCAGGACUGUGAUGAGC